AUGGUUUUAAUUGGGUCCAUGCAUAAGUUCGAUGUCAAGUCAGACGAGUGGAUUGUUUAUCAAGAACAAUUAGAGCAAUUUUUUGAAGUAAAUAACAUAAGGGACACCCAGACGGACAAGAAACAGGUUGCGGCGUUAUUGAGUCUAAUUGGCUCAGAUACAUACAAAGUCUUAAGGGAUCUAUGCACCCCCAGUUUACCAAAGUCGAAAUCAUACGAAGAAUUAUGUAAGCUAUUAAAGGCUCACUUUUCACCGGCGACUUGCCUCUUUAGGGAGCGCAUCGAUUUUUAUGCUGCUGCGCAGGAGGCGAACGAAUCGCUGAACAAAUGGUACGCCAGGAUUCAUAAUCUUGCAACAAAUUGUGAAUUUGGCACCAAUUUGAAAUCAGUCCUCCGGGAUAAGUUCGUUUGCGGUCUUCAAAAAGGGAAAAUAAGGGACAGGUUGUGUGAGGAGAAGCCAGGCGAAGUAACUUUGGAGAAGCUAAUGGAGAUUGCCCUUAGUAAAGAAGCAACAUUGUUAGCAGUAGAUAAAUCAGUAAAUUUAGUGAAGUCGAAUCCGUUUCAACUGAGGCAGAAGGUAUUCCAGCAGCGUCAGACCCCAUCAGGCAACUCUGUGGAGAAGAAAAUGGGAAAAUGGAAGUGCACAGCUUGUGGAAGACUUCACACCGGACAGCAACAAUGCAGGUAUGCGAGCUACAAGUGCAACAGCUGUAAUAAAAUUGGACACUUAUCAAAGGUAUCAAUUAAAAAGAGGGUGGAGGAUGAACUAAAUACUCUUCAAAGGGAGCAAGUUAUCACUCCAGUAGAAACUUCAGAGUGGGGAACUCCAUUAGUACCGAUAAUCAAAAAUGAUGGUUCACUCAAGCUCUGUGGAGACUACAGAUUGACCGUUAAUAGAUAUUUCAAACAAGUGCAAUAUCCAUUACCUUCCGUAGAAAGUAUAUUAAUGGAAUUAAGCGGGGGCGAAUCGUUUACGAAGUUAGAUUUAAGUUAUGCGUAUAACCAAAUCAGCGUAGAUGACGAAUCAGCCAUGAUUUUAACUUGGACCACACACAAGGGGUUAUUUAAGGUGAACAGGUUACCUUACGGCAUCACGCCAGCCAGCUCAAUUUUCCAAAAGGUACUAGAACAACUACUGCAAGGCAUUAAGAAUACGGCAAAUUUCUUAGACGAUAUCAUUGUAACCGGAGCAACUAGGAAAGAGCACGUAGAAAAUCUAAAAGCAGUUCUUAAAAAACUGAACGAUGCAGGGUUUAAGCUAAACAAAACUAAAUGUGCAUUCUUUCAGGAAGAAGUCAGCUAUUUAGGUUUCACAAUUUCAAAGUAUGGUAUAAAGAAAAACCUGGAAAAACAACGAGCGAUCAUUGAAGCACCCAGACCUUCAACGAUUACCCAAGUAAAAAGUUUUGCAGGUAUGGUUAACUAUUAUAGCAAAUUUGUACCUAAAUUAGCAAUAUUAAUGCGACCUAUAUAUGACCUAUUGAAGCAAAAUCAAAAAUAUAAAUGGACGUCUAAUUGUGAAAAAUCAUUCAAAGAAAUCAAAAGUAUUAUUGCGUCUGAUCAAAUAUUAGCUCACUUUGAUCCUAACUUACCCAUAGUUGUACAAACAGAUGCGAGUCAAGACGGCAUAGCAGGAGCAUUAUUUAACAAAAAUAAAAAUGGAAUUUUGAAGCCAGUGGCGUUCAUUUCGAGAUCGUUGAUGCCGGCAGAAAAAAAUUAUUCGGUUUUAGAUAAGGAGUCUCUGGCAAUUUACUGGUCAGUCAAGAAACUAUAUCAGUAUUUGAUGGGACAACAGUUUACAAUCCAAACGGAUCAUCGUCCGCUAGUGUCAAUCCUAGGCGAAACCAAGGGAAUUCCACAGAUGGCAGCUUCAAGACUUCAACGUUGGUCAGCAUUUCUUUCGGGAUUUUCAUAUAAGCUGGAAUAUAUUAAAGGCGAAAAUAAUAAUGUAGCAGACAUGCUCAGUAGGCAUCCUGUUGAUAUUUGUUAUAUUUCCAAAGGUCAAGAUGUAAAAUCAUCUCAUCUAAAUAUGAUCAUAUCCGAAAACUUACCGGUAGACUACAAGAAAGUAGCAUUGGAAACUAGAAAAGAUGUGGUACUUUCUAAGGUGUAUAAUUACCUAUCGGUAGGUUGGCCAAGCAAGGUGGAGGAGCAAACAUUAACACCAUAUUUUAGAAAAAGAUUAGAAUUAACUCUGGAGCAGGGAUGCGUCAUGUGGGGAUACAGAAUAAUAAUACCUACAAAAUUUAGACAACAAUUGCUGGACGAAUUACAUAGUAGUCAUCUGGGGAUAGUCAAAAUGAAAUCCAUUGCCCGAGCAUACUUCUAUUGGCCAAAUCUGGAUAAGGAUAUUGAAGAAACGUGUCGAGCAUGCAUACCUUGCCAGACAAUCGCAAACAAUCCACAAAAAUCAGAGAUCAUGAGUUGGAACAAACCAACAAGACCGUGGCAACGUAUUCACGUGGACUUUUUGGGUCCUAUUAAAGGAAACACCUUCCUAAUAGUAUUAGAUGCAUUUAGCAAAUACCCAGAGAUCAAGAAGAUGGAAAGAACGACAUCGGAAGAGACAAUUGAAAAAUUCAGGGACAUUUUCAGUACUUGGGGAAUACCGGAAACAAUAGUCUCUGAUAACGGACCACAAUUUGUGUCGACGGAAUUCAAAAACUUCCUCAUAAAAAAUGGGAUAAGGCAGAUUACAUCAGCACCGUAUCACCCAUCUACAAAUGGAGCAGCCGAAAACGCAGUCCGAACGUUCAAGAAAUCAUUAAAGGCAGCACUGUUAACUCACAAACAUAAUAUCACUCCUAGUUUAGUAGUUAGUCGAUAUUUACUUAACUACAGGAACUCUGUGCAUUGCGCCACAAAUGAAACACCAUCGAAACUCAUGAUAGGCAGAAAUGUUAGAACUUUAUUCAACUUACUUCAACCGAGGAGGGAGAAUAAGGAAAAUAAUGGAACGGGUAGACAUGAAACCUUUCAAGAGGGGGAGACAGUUAUGGUUAAGGAUUACAGAGAUAAAAACAAUACUAUCUGGAUCAAAGCAAAAAUUUCUCAAGUGCUAGGGAAGAAAAAUUACCUUUGCAUGUUACUAAACGGUCAGACGUGGCGAAGACAUCUGGAUCAGAUUCGGAAAUUCGGGUUAGAGCUGAACCACGACAUCGAGAAGACCUCGGAAAACCAUACAACUAAAGUACCAAGCCAACGAUUAGAAGAAAAGAGUUCAACCUCCACUCCUCAAACGGAAAUUAUUGACGAUGUUCAGGACGAACAAACAGUUGCAGAUUCUAAUAUAACUCCUUUAGUAAAUGCACAUGUUGAAAAUGUAAUUACAAACAAUUCGGGUAAUUUACCAGAAACUAUAGGUAGUAAUUAUAGCAGAAACAAUUCUGGAACUAUACCAGAAGCAAUAGUUAGUAGGUCAGGUAGGAAAAUUAAGAAACCAGAAAUUUUCAAAGAUUUUGAAUGUACUUAA
Messenger RNA from Photinus pyralis (common eastern firefly), 3471 nucleotides. RefSeq lists its product as uncharacterized. Gene Ontology annotation, molecular function: nucleic acid binding. The transcript is spliced from 2 exons. The record is from RefSeq and is a predicted model, not a curated record. Gene Ontology annotation, biological process: DNA integration. Lineage: Eukaryota; Metazoa; Arthropoda; Insecta; Coleoptera; Lampyridae. The coding region runs from base 1 to 3471 and encodes 1156 amino acids.